AUGGCCUCUCCUAAGGUCGCGCUCGCCGCCAUGGCCGUCGUCGUCGCCGUGGCCGCCUUGCUCCCGGCGACGGCUUCGGCGGCGUCGUACACAGUCGGCGACGACUCCGGGUGGGACAUCGGGAUCGACUACCGCGCCUGGGCCAGCGGCAAGAAGUUCAGAGUCGGCGACACCCUCGAGUUUCUCUACUCGUUGGGUGAGGCCGAGCACAACGUGGUGUUGGUGGACGCGCAGAGCUUCGCGGCGUGCACCGUGCCGAGCAACGCGCCGACGCGGACCACCGGCGACGACACGGUGUCGCUGACGCAGGCCGGGCAGUGGUUCUUCAUCUGCGGCAUUGAGGGCCACUGCCAGGACGGCAUGAAGCUCGCCGUCAACGUCCACUGA
Aegilops tauschii subsp. strangulata is the source of this 387-nucleotide messenger RNA. RefSeq names its product basic blue protein-like. Gene Ontology annotation, cellular component: plasma membrane. Gene Ontology annotation, molecular function: electron transfer activity. The record is from RefSeq and is a predicted model, not a curated record. NCBI's taxonomy places the organism in Eukaryota, Viridiplantae, Streptophyta, Magnoliopsida, Poales, Poaceae.